CACGCACACACGCGCAUCUAUUUGCUUGAAGUUGAAGUUGCAAGCAGCAGCAGCCGGCGCACGUUUGCCACGCCUUCAGAUGCCCGACGCACUAAACAAAUACAAUUUAACUUCCACUUUCAACGCUCACUAGCUGACCCGUCCCUGCCCACAGCUGCCACGCCCCCGACUCUAGAGCCCGCCACCAGCGUUGACUGCUGAAGCCAAGUCAAUUAGCGGGCGGCAGCUCCCCCCGAGGCGUGGCUAGCUAACGCAUUCAAUUAAAGUUUACCCCUAGCCUCACACCGCCCCGCCCCCUGGACCUUACCGCCCACACCGCUCCCCACUCAUUCAUUAAAAGUUUAGCUCGCAAAAAAUGAUUGCUAGAUACAUGGAAAAUACAUUUUGAUGCCGCAGACUAAUCACAGCUGACAGCCAACACACACAGCAGGGUUGCAGUAUGUGCGAGGGGGCGUGGCAGGAGUGAGCUGAGCAGCUGAGCAGCUGAGUUUAAGUUAUCAAUAAGCCGAGUGGCCACAUGGCGCAGUGAUUGGACGCUGACAACGACAGCCAGAAGACGCAUAAGCAAAAUAAAUGCACACGUGCUUAUCAGCUGGAGUGCAGCACGUGCUUAGCCUCGACUUUGAUGCAGUUGUUCGGGUUUUGUGCUGGCCUUAAAAGCAGCUGGCUGCAGUGCAAGCGUUAGCAAUUUGAUCCAAGCAACAACAUGGCUAACACACUGAGGCAACAAUUGGCGCUGCUCUUGAUCGCUGUCAUGGUAGCUCUGCAGCUGUCGCACGCCUGGCUGUUGAAGCUGCCCAAGCUGGAGGACCUGAGCGAGAAGCUGGAUGAGAAGCAGCAAAAGGAGGCACUCAAAAAAUUAGAUUUUCUCAAUCUGUUCGCCGCCAAAGAGGAGAAGAAGGCGGACGAGUGGGAGAAGAUCAAGGAGUGGUUCGAAGACAAGAAACUCAAGCAGCUGGAUCUGUUCGAGGCCAUCAAGGAAAAGGAGCAGGAGAAGAAGGAGAAACUCGUGGAGAAGCUGGAGGAGAAGCUCGACAAGAAGCUCAAUAAGAAGCAGAAGAAGAUAGCGAAGCCAACCACCGAGUGCGAUAAUCAGUACUACGAGUACACCACCAAGGCCAGCUAUAAGGCCGAGUCCGAGGAGAAGUACCAAGAAGAGGCGGAGGAGGAGGAGGAAGAGCAGCAGGAGGUGGUGGUAGUGAAGAAGCCCAAAAAGACCUGCAACUGUCCGGAGGAAGAGAAGUCCUACAGCUAUGUGCCCACGGCAUACGAUGUGCGCGACGACGACGAAGAGGGCAUACGUUACUUCACAUAGACAGACAGCCAGAGAGACGG
This is a messenger RNA of Drosophila hydei, 1335 nucleotides long. Its product is annotated as rho GTPase-activating protein gacV. Lineage: Eukaryota; Metazoa; Arthropoda; Insecta; Diptera; Drosophilidae. Bases 707 to 1315 code for a protein of 202 amino acids. The transcript is spliced from 2 exons. The record is from RefSeq and is a predicted model, not a curated record.